This is a messenger RNA of Cucurbita maxima (winter squash), 6269 nucleotides long. RefSeq names its product homeobox-DDT domain protein RLT2-like. Gene Ontology annotation, biological process: regulation of transcription by RNA polymerase II. Gene Ontology annotation, molecular function: DNA binding. The record is from RefSeq and is a predicted model, not a curated record. Lineage: Eukaryota; Viridiplantae; Streptophyta; Magnoliopsida; Cucurbitales; Cucurbitaceae.
AAGAAAAAAAAAAGAAAAAAAUCCUCUAAAACCCCAGCAUUUAAAAUCCUAAACCCCAUCGAUUUCCCACUUUAAUUCUUACUAAAGUUCAAAAAGAAAACAAAAACAAAAAUAAAAUAUGACUGUGAUUACAGAGAGCUGGGUUCAUCAUCACAGGCAUUGCAAUGGCAAAUGUUUUUGUUUUCCUUCUUCUUCUCUGUAUUUAAUCCUUAAAUCAAACUGGGUUCGCUUAUUAUAUUUUUAUUCAUCUCAGUUCCAACAUCAAUUUCAAUGGCGAGAAAUUUUUUCUGACUCGCCACACUGCCUCUUCUGCUACUGCUACUGCUGCUUCCUAUGCUUUCACUACUGUUUGAUUUUGGGUUCUAUUUCCCUUUUUUUCCUUUUUUUCUUUUCCAUUUUUUGUUCGUUUCCACUCAUGCCCACAUCUCAGUCGCACUUGCUUCUCUUGUUUUGAUUCUCCCUAGAGAGAGAGAGAGAGACGUCUAUCUAUCACUCUUGAUGGAACGAAACCUUCCGUCAAAACCUAAUUCCAUUAUUCUUUAAUGGGAGAGAAUGCUCUAAGAUCACCAAAAGAUAUGUAGCUCUCUGCUUCUUCUACCCUCUUCUUCUUUUUCUCUUUUGUUUGCACUUGCCGUGAUUCUCUGGGAUUUUUCCUUUUUCGGGUCUGAAAUGAAUUUAAUGGGUGAGAGAUUGAGUAUUGUGUGGUGGUAACUUGGGUUUGCCUGUUUUGUUAUUUUGGGCUUUCUGGGUGGGUUGGGGGAGGAUUGGAGCUUUGUCUUGUUGACAAUGGAGGUUAGUUCUGAGGGAGAGAAGAAGCCACCACCACCUGUGGAGGCGACGAAGAUCAAAAGGAAAAUGAAGACUGCUUCGCAAUUGGAAAUUCUUGAGAAGGCUUAUAUGGGGGAGCCUUAUCCAUCGGAAGCACUACGAGCUGAGUUGUCGGUGAAGCUGGGAUUGUCGGAUAGGCAAUUACAGAUGUGGUUCUGUCACCGGAGGUUGAAGGACCGGAAGCCGCCACCAGUUAAGCGACCAAGGAUGCCUUCUCCAACCAUGACGGUAGCUGCAGAUGUGAACCCAGUUGGGGGAAGUGGUGAGAAGAAUGAGAGCACUUCAGGAUUGGGGAAAGGGUCAAAUGCAUAUGCUCAUCCAGUGGACGUGAGGCCUGGAGUGGCUGUUGCGAGGAUUGGCCUUAACUUACCUUCAAUGAACAGGUUCUAUGAGUCGCAGCAGUCUAUUGCAGAGCUCCGGGCCAUUGCUUUAGUAGAGGCUCAGCUAGGAGAAGCUUUGAGGGAGGAUGGACCAAUUCUUGGCAUGGAGUUUGACCCUCUGCCACCAGGGGCAUUCGGGGCACCGAUAGGAGUCACUGCUUUCAGUGAUGAUGAGAAGAAAACCGGACAGUUUUUUGAGGUUAGUAAGCAAAGAGAUAUAGAGCAGAUUGAGCAUCAUCAGAUGUCUGGGAGGACUCUGCACGAAUACCAGUUUCUUCCAGAACAGCCAACUGCAAAAUCUGAUGAACACGAGAGAGAUAUCUCAUCUUACCAUUAUGGUACUCAUGCAAAUGUUCAUAGUAUCAGCAGGACUCUGCCGAUGGCUUCUGGACACUCAUUUUUGCAUGGACAUGAACAAAUGUCCUCCAGCUAUUGUUCUCAAGUUCAGAUGCCCAACCUGAAUAUAGUUGCUCAGCAAAGCAGACGGAGCCACAACUUAGUAUCUUCCAUGGGCGAGCAUGAUAAUAGUUUAUGCAGGAGUUCUCUUGUAAAUAUUUCUAUGAAUCCUCUAUAUGGCACUCACUCAACUUCUCAUCCAGAAUUUACAUCCGUUCUAUCUGAUAAGAGGGUCGUUCGUGGAAACAAUGUUGUAUGGAUUGAAAAGAAGAGCAAGAAUGAUGAGGCCAGAAUAGCACGGGAAGUUGAAGCUCAUGAGAAAAAGAUGCAGAAAGAACUAGAGAAACAAGAUGCUCUGAGGAGAAAGAGAGAAGAGCAGAUAAGGAAAGAAAUGGAAAGGCAUGACCGAGAAAGGCGAAGGGAAGAAGAAAGACUGUUGCGUGAGAAGCAAAAGGAGGAAGAAAGAUGCCUAAGGGAGCAAAGGCGUGAAAUGUUGAGGAGAGAGAAGUUCUUGCAUAGAGAGUCCAUUAGAGCUGAGAGAAUUAGACAGAAAGAAGCACUGCGCAGGGAAAGAGAAGCAGCAAGGCUUAAAGCUGCCAAUCAGAGGGCCGCUGCUCGCCAGAUGGCUAAGGAAUCAACAGAACUUGCUGAGGAUGAACGCCUGGAACUCAUGGAGUUAGCUGUGUCAAGCAAGGGAUUACCUUCAAUAAUGUCUCUUGAUCAAGAAACUUUAGAAAAUCUGGAGUUAUUUAAAGAUAUGCGGCCAAACUUUCCACCUGAAUCUGUGCAAAUGAAAAGGCCUUUUCCAGAUCAUCCUUGGAUUGAAUCUGAAGCGAAUGUGGGAAACCUUCUCAUGGCGUGGAAGUUCUUGGUUACUUUUGCUGAUGUUCUUGGCCUUUGGCCUUUUACUCUUGAUGAGUUUCUUCAAGCUUUUCAUGAUCACGACUCAAGGUUAUUAGGUGAAGUACACAUUGCUGUUCUGAAAUGCAUCAUAAAAGAUAUUGAGGAUGUUGCUAGAACCUCCUCUAUAGGUCUAGGAUUCAAUCAGAGUAGUGGUGCCAACCCUGGAGGUGGCCAUCUGCGAAUAGUUGAAGGGGCAUAUGCUUGGGGUUUUGACAUAUGCAGCUGGCAGCAACAUUUAAAUCCUUUAACAUGGCCUGAGAUACUUAGACAGUUGGCCUUAUCAGGUGGGUUAGGUCCUCAACAGAGGAAAGGGGGGAAUGCUGAACCAGCACAUCAUGAUGAAAAUGAGCAGGGUAAUGAUGUUGCAGACAUCAUUUCAAAUUUACGCAAUGGUUUGGCUGCAGAAAAAGCUGUUGCUAUAAUGCAAGAAAGGGGAUUCUCCAAUCAACGCAAAUCUAGGCAUCGGUUGACUCCUGGAACUGUAAAAUUUGCAGCUUUCCAUGUUCUUUCUCUUGAAGGAAGCAAAGGUCUUAAUAUUGUUGAAGUUGCAAAUAAAAUUCAGAAAUCUGGACUUCGGGAUCUUACAACAAGCAGGACACCAGAAGCUUCUAUUGCUGCUGCAUUGUCUAGAGACUCAAAAUUAUUUGAAAGGACUGCUCCUUCAACGUAUUGUGUCCGCUCUCCCUAUAGGAAAGACCCUGGCGAUGCAGAUGCCAUACUUUCUACUGCAAGGGAGAGAAUUCGCACAUUCAAAAGCGGGAUUUUGGAUGGUGACGAUGCUGAAAGAGAUGAUGGCUCAGAAGUUGAUGUUCCUGAGGAUGCUGAAGUUCAUGAUUUGGGCACUGGAGGAAAUUUAACAAAAGAACAUCAAAGUCCUGAAGUAUGCCCUCUAGAUGAAAUGACUUCUGUUGCAAGUGGAAAUGGAUGUAAUGAGAUUAGAGAUAUUUGUAAAGUCGGUAUGGAGAAUGGUGGUCCUUAUACAUCUAUCCUGGACAUCAAAGGUAGGGUAAAGGGGGAAGAAAGUCCUCCCGUUGAACAACCUAUUUUUAUUUCUGGAAUUUGCACCGGUCAAUAUCAAGAAGAUUCAACUUCUGAUGAAGGUGAUCAUGGCGAACCUUGGGUCCAGGGUCUUACUGAGGGAGAGUAUUCUGAUCUUAGCAUUGAGGAGCGACUUAAUGCACUAUGUUCAUUAAUUGGAGUGGCACUUGAAGGAAACUCAAUGCGAACCAUCCUUGAAGAGCGUCUAGAGGCUGCAAAUAGUUUGAAGAAGCAAAUGUUGGCAGAGGCGCAAAUUGACAAGCGACGCGUCAAAGAAGAGUACGUCUUGCAGAUCCAUGACUCUUUGAGUGUGGGAAACAAGUCUGAAUUUAAAACUAUGUCGUCAUUGGAUGCAACAAGGCUCAGUGCAAUUCUAAAUAUUGGGGAAGAAAAUAGAGAAGGACCAUUAGACACUGGUUUUCAGCAAGAGGACUGUCAUAGUUCACAUAAUAAUUGCCCCUCGGACGGACUGCAAGUGCAAGAUGUACUUGUUGAGGCAGAUAAUUCACAGCUUCAACAUUCAGUAGUAGCGGUUGAAAAGUCAAGGUCACAAGUGAAAUCUUAUAUUGGACACAAAGCAGAAGAGAUGUAUGUGUAUAGGUCUUUACCUCUUGGUCAGGAUCGAAGGCGUAAUCGAUACUGGCAAUUUACUUCAUCUGCUUCUCGAAAUGAGCCUGGUAAUGGCAGAAUUUUUGUUGAGUUGCAUAACGGGACUUGGAGGCUUAUCGAUUCUGCUAAGGGAUUUGAUGCUCUCUUAGCUUCUUUGGAUGUUCGUGGGAUCAAGGAAUCUCAUUUGCAUCUCAUGCUACAAAAAUUAGAAAAAUCUUUUAAAACAGCUACUAGGGGGAAUAUACUGACAGAUGGCCAGAGGACGGGUGAAGAUGCUGCUGGCCAUCAUUGCAAUGCUCGUAAUAAUGGUCCUAGUAGUACUGUAUAUGCAGAUAACCAUGAUGGAUUUGAAAGUUCAACAUCCUUCAGAAGUGAGGCUGAAGAAACUGGUUCAGAUACGACCGAAUCAUUAAAGAGAUACCUUGAUUUCGAGAGCUGGAUGAGGAGAGAGUGCUUCAGUCUUUCAGUUCUAUCCGCUAACAAAUAUGGAAAGAAGCAGGGCACACAAUUACUAGGUAUGAGAUCUUAUCAAUUCAUUUAUUCUGAAAAUUUCCACCACUGUUGUUCUUCCAUCUUAUAUUUUCCUGAACACAUGGUCCAACGUAUAGAGAACAUUGGUCUAUCUUGGUGUUCAUCUUCCCCCUUGAGGAUUAGAUUACUUAAGAUGCUGUUGACUUUGAUUGAGGUUUCCAUUCCAGGGGAAGCUUUUCAACCAUCCUGGACAGAUUUCGAAAGAAAAACUUGGAGUUCAAAACUUCUGUCUUCAUCCUCUGCUGAGGACGUUCUUCAGAUUCUGACUCUGUUGGAGAAUGGCAUUAAGCGGGACUUUAUGUGGUCUAACUAUGAGACCACCUAUGAAUUGUUGGCUUGCGUCAACCCACCAGGAAGUUACACUUGUCAUAGUUCUUUCCCUGAAACAGUUCCAGUUCUUCCAUGGAUACCACUUACAACGGCUGCUGUGGCAUUGAGGCUUUUGGAAUUUGACGCUUCCCUCUCCUACAUUCUGCAGCAGAAAGCUGAGUCUCAAGCUCAGGGGUCAAUGGACAUAAAACCCUUGUCAGAUUCUGCAACUGCUGUAAUUUCAAAUGAUCAUGUCAAAGAAGCAAACUUGAUAUAUGGCGGGGUUGGACCCUCAAGCUCUGAUUAUGGACAACUAGGUAGCAAAAGAGGACAUGGACGUAUCAGAGGUGCAAAAUCACACAAAAGAACCAAUAGCAUGAGGCCUGUAUCUGAUAAGAGUACUGGCAACAACCGAAAAAUAUUAAGGCAGGUGCUUAUGUGGGAGGACGGACAGGUGGAAGAACAGGGAGGAUUUAGGCGCGGUCGUCGGAGUGCUAGAAGCAGGCAAAAAUCAGGAAGGAAGAUCAAGUUUGGCUCUGAGGGAGGUCAUCCUGAAGAAACUAUCAAUGAAACAUCAAAAUUAUCUCUGGACAACAGUCAUGAAUGGAACGAUGAUCAGAACAUAAGGAUGCUGCAACGAAGUGAUGGAAGUCCAAGCAUUUCUCAUAGGUUGAUUUCCAUUGAUAACAGUGGUAGAGUGGAAUAUGAUGAUAUGCUGGUAGAUGACCGUGCUCGAUCUUGGCAAGCUGGCUAUCUACCGACUAGCCGAAGUUACGAAAUGGAUGAAGACAGAGAGGAUGAUCUCUCUGCUGAUGGAGAGAGGGGUAACACCAUGGACGAAGAAUACAAAGAGUACGAUCUUUCUGAUGGAGGGAGGGGUAAUGUCAUGGACGAGGAACGAGAUCUUUAUGUUGAACAUUGUACGAAUGGGGAGUACAAUGAAGAAAGUAACAGGAAUUUAGAGGAUAAUAUCGUAUCAGACGAAGAGAUACAAUCCGCCUCCUCAGAUUACAGUAACUGAAACAGGAUUUGUGUUCUUUGUUGGAUUUAAGGCUGUGGCACAAUCCUGAAAAUGGAAGUGUCGGAACACCCCCUGUUUUGCCCACGUUCGGGAAGUGGAUAGCAACCUAAGGACUAAUGCAGUGUCAUUGUACAAUACCAUCCUGUUCAUCUUGCAAGCGGAAGCUGAUGAUUAAUAAGAAUAUGUACGUUUUCUAACAGAAGAACAGACUUUGUCAUUUUAAUAGCUUUAUUGUCACCGCCACAAUGAAUGUA